This is a messenger RNA of Lotus japonicus, 570 nucleotides long. RefSeq names its product glutathione S-transferase T3-like. The transcript has a single exon. The record is from RefSeq and is a predicted model, not a curated record. NCBI's taxonomy places the organism in Eukaryota, Viridiplantae, Streptophyta, Magnoliopsida, Fabales, Fabaceae. Bases 1 to 570 code for a protein of 189 amino acids.
AUGGGACCAUAUUCACCACAAAUGCCUUAUCCAAACAAUCCACAAUAUUGCGUGUAUCCACCACAAUACCAAUUUCAAAACCAAGCACCUUCUACUGGUAGCAGCAGUUCAAAAGUCUCAGAUACACAAUGUGGGGCUAUGCCUGAUGAGCCUGAAUUUUCUACUCAACGGGGUCUAGAUGAUAUUGAGCUUGAAGAAACCGGAAAGAAACGCAACAAAUGGAGUGGUAAAGAUAAUAUACUUCUUCUUCAAUCAUGGCUCAACGUUUCUACCGAUCCGGUCGUGGGAAAUGAUCAAAAGUCAACAUUGUUUUGGGAUAGGAUCCAAGCCCAAUAUGAGGAGUACCGCGACCCUGCCUAUCCUUCGAGGUCAGCAAACUCCUUGAAGUCUCAUUUUUCUAAAUUGAAUGCUGAUAUUCAAAUAUUUGUCGGUUGCCACAACAAGGCUACUAGUCAUUGGAAAAGUGGACACUCAGAUAAGGACAUCAUGGCUACAACGCAUUCCAUAUAUCACGUAGAUACGGGUAAAGAUUUCAAACAUGAGAAUGCUUGGCGGUUGGUGAAAGAUUAA